AUGGCAAGUGGCCAUGCUGGAGCUCUAUCGAGUGCAAAACGGGAUCUCAAUAAGAUUCGCGAUGAGGACCGCGAGUCGCGCUACGGCCAGGUUUACGGCGUCUCAGGACCCGUCGUCAUUGCAGAGAACAUGACCGGUUGUGCAAUGUACGAACUUGUUCGAGUUGGACACAACGAGCUCGUCGGUGAGGUCAUUCGUAUCGACGCCGAUAAGGCGACCAUUCAGGUCUACGAGGAAACGUCUGGUGUCACAGUCGGAGACCCGGUGCUACGGACAGGCAAACCGUUGAGCGUGGAGCUUGGACCAGGUCUCAUGGGAAACAUUCUCGACGGAAUCCAAAGACCGUUACGAGAAAUUCAACGAGCCUCGCAAUCCAUCUAUAUUCCUCGCGGUAUCAAUACAGACGCCUUGGAUCGCUCGUUGAAAUGGGACUUUACCCCCGGAACGCUCAAGGUCGGAGAUCACAUCUCUGGUGGCGACAUCUUUGGAUCUGUACAUGAAAACUCUCUUGUCAGCAACCACAAGAUUAUGCUGAACCCACGUGCUAUGGGCACGAUCACCCACAUUGCUGAAAAGGGCAGCUACGCCGUGGACGAUAUUGUGCUCGAAACCGAAUUCCAAGGCAAGACGUCGAAGCACAGCCUUAUGCAAAUCUGGCCUGUUCGUGCGCCUCGCCCGGUCGCAGACAAGCUUACAGCGGACUUCCCUCUCCUCACCGGCCAAAGAGUUCUUGACGCUCUGUUCCCUUGCGUUCAGGGAGGAACUACGGCCAUUCCUGGUGCUUUCGGUGCUGGCAAGACGGUCAUUUCGCAAGCCAUCUCCAAGUUUUCUAACAGCGACAUCAUUAUCUAUGUUGGAUGUGGCGAGCGUGGAAAUGAGAUGGCAGAAGUCUUGAUGGAGUUCCCCGAACUCAAGAUGGAGACCGCUGACGGACGACAAGAACCCAUCAUGAAGCGAACUACAUUGAUUGCCAAUACUUCCAACAUGCCUGUGGCCGCUCGUGAGGCCAGUAUCUACACCGGCAUCACCUUGGCGGAAUACUUCCGUGACCAGGGCAAUAAUGUGUCGAUGAUGGCGGACUCGACUAGUCGAUGGGCAGAGGCACUUCGUGAAAUUUCAGGUCGUUUGGCGGAGAUGCCUGCAGACUCUGGUUAUCCGGCGUACUUGAGUACCAAACUGGCAAGUUUCUAUGAACGUGCAGGCAAGGUGACGUGCUUGGGUGCACCAGAACGUGGUGGUACGGUGUCCAUCGUUGGAGCUGUCUCUCCUCCGGGUGGUGACUAUGGUGAUCCAGUCACGGGUGCUACCUUGGGUAUUGUACAAGUCUUCUGGGGCUUGGACAAGAAGCUCGCGCAACGUAAACACUUCCCUUCGGUCAACUGGAACGUGUCGUACUCCAAGUACAUCAAGGUCCUGGAGCCCUACUAUGAGAGUUCUGAACCUGGCUUUGUCCAAAUCCGAACACGAGCGAAAGAGAUUCUUCAAAAGGAGGAAGAUUUGGCAGAGAUUGUUCAGCUCGUCGGCAAAAGUGCACUCGGAGAGUCGGACAAGGUGACACUAGAAGUGGCUCGGAUGCUCAAGGACGACUUUUUGCAGCAAAACGGUAUCUCAGAAUACGACCGAUACUGUCCAUUCUACAAGACGAGUGCCAUGUUGCGUAACUUUAUCGCAUAUCACGAAGCGGCCGUCAAGGCGUUGGCACAGGGGGAUAUUACAUUUGCUCGGAUCAAGGACGCAACUGCGGACCAAAUGUUCAAGCUCUCCCAGAUGAAGUUUGAGAGCCCCUCUCAAGGAAAGGAGGCUAUUAUGGAGAAACUCAAUGCACUGCACACGGAGAUUCAAGACAAGUUUAGACAGUUGGUUGAGUAA
Serendipita indica DSM 11827 is the source of this 1869-nucleotide messenger RNA. NCBI's taxonomy places the organism in Eukaryota, Fungi, Basidiomycota, Agaricomycetes, Sebacinales, Serendipitaceae. The record is from the annotation of a GenBank genome assembly.